AUGUGCAAGAACUUGAACGUGAAGGUUCUUCCGUAUUUCAACUUUUUCCGUGGGGCAGAUGGGCAGCUCGAGGCCUUCCCGUGUUCACUUGCCAAAAUAACUUCUUGCAGUUUCAGAAAAUUAAGGAUGCAAUCGAAGUACAUAUCACGGAAAACCAGUAGAAAAAUCCAGGAAAUGGUCCUUCUCCAUAAACUCGUUUCCGAGCAAGCCAGCUUUGCACGAAUCACAACUGUAGCACAGCUGGCUGGGGUCAUUAUUCCAGAGGGCACAAUCGGUAUUUGCUGCUACAUUUGGUGUCCCUACCCAAGUUGUUGGGGUCGAAUCCGCCGCGAAGAAAUCCGCCGCCGAGACGUACCGACCGGCGAGCUUGGUGCAGAUCUGGGAAUCCGCCAAACACGCCCUUAUCCUCCCCCAGCUGUCGCUGUCGGCGAUCCGAUCCCUGAGCCAGGACGAGUAACCCCCGAGCCUGUACUCGCGAGAGGCCAUCCCGUCGACCGGGUACGCGCCGUCGGGGCGCGUGACGACGAACGCGAGCACGAGAAGGGCGAGGAGGAGGACGAUGAGGAUGAACAUACAGACGAGGUAGAGGCCGAGGAGGCCCUCCUUCUUCCAGUAGGCGCCGACGAAUCCGGCGAGGGCGACGAGCAGGAAGGCGAGGCCGAGGACGACGAGCGGCCACCGGAGCCAGUGGAUGCACUCGUUGUCGGUCUGGGCGGCGAGCCAUAUGCCGGAGGCUAUGAUGGGGACGGAGCAGAGGAGGGCGACGAAGUUUACGAUGGCGGUGAUGUUAUUGCUCAGCGCCAUGGGCGGCGGCGGGGCGGUGGAUUUUUGUGGGUGAAUUUGGGGGGAAGGACAAAAGCAGUGUAA
This is a messenger RNA of Striga asiatica, 867 nucleotides long. Lineage: Eukaryota; Viridiplantae; Streptophyta; Magnoliopsida; Lamiales; Orobanchaceae. The record is from the annotation of a GenBank genome assembly.